AUGCCCUCGAUCCUCUUGGGCUACGCGGGGGCGGCCGAGGGCAGCUGGCUGCGCUCGCUCUUCGUGCACAAGGUGGAUCCCCGCAAGGACGCGCACUCCAACCUGCUGGCCAAGAGGGAGACCAGCAGCCUCUACAAGAUCCAGUUUCACAACGUGAAGCCCGAGUGCCUGGACGCCUACAACAGCCUGACGGAGGAGGCGCUGCCCAAGCUGCACGAGGACGCGGACUAUCCGUGCGCGCUGGUGGGCAGCUGGAACACCUGGUACGGCGAGCAGGACCAGGCGGUGCAUCUGUGGCGCUUCUCCGGCGGCUACCCGGCGCUCACCGAGUGCAUGAACAAGCUGAAGCAGAACCAGGACUACGCCGCCUUCCGCCGCGAGCGCAGCCGCUUGCUGCUGGCGCGGCGCAACCAGCUGCUGCUCGAGUUCAGCUUCUGGAACGAGCCCCUGCCCCGCCGCGGCCCGCACGUCUACGAGCUGAGGACCUACAAGCUCAAGCCGGGGACCAUGAUCGAGUGGGGCAAUAACUGGGCUCGUGCCAUCAAGUACCGGCAGGAGAACCAGGAGGCCGUGGGCGGCUUCUUCUCCCAGAUCGGCGAGCUCUACGUGGUGCAUCACCUGUGGGCCUACCGGGACCUGCAGUCGCGCGAGGAGACGAGGAACGCGGCCUGGCGCAAGAGCGGCUGGGACGAGAACGUCUAUUACACGGUGCCGCUGAUCCGCAGCAUGGAGUCGCGCAUCAUGAUCCCCCUGCGCAUCUCACCCCUGCAGUGAGGGGCGCCCGGCCCCGCAUCACCGAUGCCUCCGAUGUCCCCAACGUCCCUGCGGGGCACCCGGCUCCUCUCCUCCCCGGAGCACCCAGUGGGGACUCCACAUGGGGCUGAGGACACCCCAUGGGUGGGGGGAGCUUGGGAUGCCCCAUGGGGGAUGCACCCUGGGGACACCCGUGGGGCACGGGAUUGCGGGACACCCGGUGGGAGCCGGGGGCUGAGGACAGGA
This is a messenger RNA of Nothoprocta perdicaria, 999 nucleotides long. RefSeq names its product nipsnap homolog 1 (gene NIPSNAP1). The transcript has 10 exons. NCBI's taxonomy places the organism in Eukaryota, Metazoa, Chordata, Aves, Tinamiformes, Tinamidae. Bases 1 to 774 code for a protein of 257 amino acids. Gene Ontology annotation, cellular component: mitochondrion. The record is from RefSeq and is a predicted model, not a curated record.